This is a messenger RNA of Austrofundulus limnaeus, 1215 nucleotides long. Its product is annotated as RNA-binding protein 45. Gene Ontology annotation, molecular function: RNA binding. Lineage: Eukaryota; Metazoa; Chordata; Actinopteri; Cyprinodontiformes; Rivulidae. The record is from RefSeq and is a predicted model, not a curated record.
UUUUUUUGACCAGCAGAGAGAGAAAGACAACAUGGAGGACAGCUCCUCGAAACAAAUGCCCGAGAAUCUCGACGAUCCUCCAAACAGUCGGCUUUUCGUGAUCACGAGUCGUCGUGUGACAGAAGAUGAGCUUCGGGAAAAUUUCAGUGAUUUUGGUGAAAUCCAGGGGGUCUGGGUGGUCAAAGACAAGCAGACAAAGGAGUCCAAAGGCGUCGCCUACGUCAAGUACGCCAAGUCCUCUCAGGCCUGCUUAGCUAUGGAGGAAAUGCACGGAAAAGUGCUGCUUGAAGGAACUAAACCCAUCAAGGUGUUCAUUGCUCAGUCACGUUCAUCUACAAAACACAGAGAUGUGGAGGAUGAAGACCUGACCAGGAUCUUCAUCAUGAUCCCAAAGACCUUUACAGAGGAGGACCUGAAGAACACGUUCAAAGAGUAUGGAGACAUUGAGUACUGUGUCAUCAUCAAAAACAGGACCACAGGUGAAAGUAAAGGACUCGGCUACGUCAGGUACCACAAGCCCUCCCAAGCUGCCUUCGCCAUAGAGAACUGUGACAAAUCUUACAGGGCCAUCCUGGCUGAGCCUCGAUCCAAGCCUAACACCUCAGAAGAUUACUCUGCAGGAGGAGGAGGAGGAGGAGGAGGAGGACCAGGACUAGGACUAGGCCCAGGCCCAGGACUGGGACCAGGACCAGGACCCAGGAUAGAUUACUUCAACUAUGGUGACUCCAUUAACUGAUUUGUUCUCCUUCCCCAUAAAGCUGCAUGUGUUUAAUGUGGGACUGUGAGGGAACGGGCUGCUCAGUCCUGAAGCCACUUUGGGUCAGACAGUUACCAGUAAACCCACCCAUUGUUUUUAUUUCAUAUUUAUUUCACUCCCUGCAGUCCGACCAGCUGUGAAUGAGCCAAAGAGCAGCAGUCUUUGUCUCGACUCCAUUAAAGACCAGCCAAUCAUGUUAUUGUUAAAUAGUUACAUCUCAUGAAACUACAAUAUAUUGAAAGAGCACUGAUUCUAUAUUUGUGUUGAAUGUUUUGUUCAAUAAAAACUUUGACACUUAACAGAAACCUCAACACAAAGGCACAGAAAGGUGUUUUCUACCACAGCACGGAGCACAGUGGGGUUUUUAGGUCUGAGAGGCUCAGGAUCAAAGUGUGCCCCUCACAACUACACAUGCUGAUAUAUCUGUGUCCUUUAAGUAAAACUGGGCUCUGUCAGCA